AUGAGGUUAGAAUACCGAGUGAAGCUUCCAGAUCACGAUUGGGUUGUUGCUAAAAGGCAUAAACUGAUUCUAUCAGUUUAUACAAUAUUAAAUAUGGAGAGAGGUAAGUAUAGAAAUUCUGAAGCAGUAACUUAUUCAGGUUCAACAUUUAUAAGGGUCCAUAGUGGUAAACACGACAGCAGUACUGCCUACUCAUACGGUAAAAACUUUGAUGAACUGAUGGUUGAGGAGAAAUUACACGAUUAUACUAAAAUGGAUGGCCAGCCUAAACCUGUAAUAGUGAUGCUAAGCGAUGGUGUUUUGACAUUAGUGUGGGAAGAUACAAUUAUCGAUGGCUAUCCAGUUCUUGCUAAGUACAUAAAUCCUUCCGAAGAACCCUACUACUUGAGGGAAAAAACAGCAACUUGGAUAGAAAAUCAUUCACAAAGUGUAAUGAUCCAAGUUGUUGUAAACCUUUCCGAAGUGGAAUCCAGCAGAUUCUUCCAAAACGAUUUUUUCUCACCACCACUUCUCACCCAACAGAAACCUCGUAGUAUUUGCGCAGCAAGUAUGAGUAUAUCCGAUAAUACAACUCACUUUAGCAGCUUUCUUCUCUCUGUAUUAAUGGAAGGAAAGUUAAUUCCUCCAGACAUGAAUCUACAGUAUAUUCCUUUCGAUUGGUAUUGCCCAACUGUAAAUAAGUCAAUCAAUGAAUAUCUCUGCUCUUAUUGUAAACGGUAUUUCGCUUUAAAAAAAGCUUUAAAAUACCAUACUCGAGGAUGUCCAUAUAAGCAAUUAAAUUUACUUGUAGAACCUGAUAUGGAUACUCCAGACUUCCAGACGAAUAAUAUAUCUAUUCAUAAUUAUCGGCAUGGUGAAUUCUUAGUUAGUAAUAAAAACUAUGAGGCAAUAUGGGUAGAUGAAGAAGUAAUACCAGAAGACUUAUCUGAAACAUAUCAUCAA
Messenger RNA from Dentiscutata erythropus, 942 nucleotides. Lineage: Eukaryota; Fungi; Glomeromycota; Glomeromycetes; Diversisporales; Gigasporaceae. The record is from the annotation of a GenBank genome assembly.